This is a messenger RNA of Pistacia vera, 422 nucleotides long. RefSeq names its product sugar transporter ESL1-like. The record is from RefSeq and is a predicted model, not a curated record. The coding region runs from base 81 to 422 and encodes 113 amino acids. NCBI's taxonomy places the organism in Eukaryota, Viridiplantae, Streptophyta, Magnoliopsida, Sapindales, Anacardiaceae. The transcript has 2 exons.
GUUAGCUAAGCAAACUAACACUCAAACCUCUCCUUAAUUUCUCUCUCUUUUCAUCUCUUCUCUCUUGCAGAUAUUCAAACAUGGCGGAAGGGUUACUAACGAGUUCAUUCAUUAUGAAAAGUGGAGUCUCCAUUCAUAACAGCUUUCAGAGUGAACCGCUUCUGCCAGAUGAUCAGCCAUCAGGGCCCGUCACUUUUAAGCUUAUUUUCAGCAGCUUGGUUGCCGUUUGCGGCUCCUACGUUUAUGGACAUGCCGUGGGAUAUUCAUCACCGGCUGAGUCUGGAAUCAUGGAAGACCUUGGCCUGACUACGGCACAAGUGAGUUUCAGUAAUCAUUUGAUCUUCUUCAGUUCGUUUCUUUCUUUUCUUUUCUUUUCUCUUUUAAAAAAGUUUUUUACGUACUUGUCUUUCAAACUGAAAUAG